Messenger RNA from Aspergillus steynii IBT 23096, 1364 nucleotides. RefSeq lists its product as uncharacterized. Gene Ontology annotation, biological process: charged-tRNA amino acid modification. Bases 53 to 1030 code for a protein of 325 amino acids. The transcript has 3 exons. Lineage: Eukaryota; Fungi; Ascomycota; Eurotiomycetes; Eurotiales; Aspergillaceae. The record is from RefSeq and is a predicted model, not a curated record. Gene Ontology annotation, molecular function: tRNA adenosine(64)-2'-O-ribosylphosphate transferase activity. Gene Ontology annotation, cellular component: cytoplasm.
UCAGCCCGGUCUUCCACCCCUCGUGUCACCACAAUCUCACUAGGCGCCAGUGAUGCCCGAUGCCCUCUCCAAGACCGUGCCCAUCUGGUCGGCCGUUAUCAAUCGGACUCUGUUCCCGUCCGACACUGCAUACCACCCGGUCCAAUUCCCUCCAAACUUCCUCGGUGCGUCGGAAGAGGCGCAGAUCGAGAACCGCAUUGAGGGUUUUAUGAAAUCACUCAGGGAUCUUAAGCUUGACUUGGACCACCUCAGGCAGCAACUUGGCAAGCCUAUUCGUAUCGCUUGGGCCAAUCGAUCCUACUUCCACCCCACGGACCUAUACAAAGCAGACGAAUAUAACCUCUUCGUCCUUUGCUCCGCAUCCAAACGGGUACAUGGCGCCGAGAUAUCGGAGGGUGGUUACAUCCAGGGGGCAGGGGAUGACAGUGAGAGCUGGGCCCACGGUUUGACGCCUCCACUAUUCUGGGCCAAUAAAUCCACCAUCUUUCAAACGGCCGAAGAAGAUUUGCCCCAGCUCUUCGAGGAGUUGGUCAACGUACAGAGUACGCAGGAAAACGUCCCUCAGGCCACCCUCAUCGCGCCGACUCAGAAUCUGUACAUCGGCCUGGCGGAUGGUCGUACAAACGAGAGUGGCAUUUAUGAUCUGGUCAUCGAUUGCAACGCGCCUUCAGACGCCUCGGAAGGCAACGCCAAACGGCUGAGCCUUGGGUGUGGAUCUGGAAAGGUGGGAGGUCGAGACCUGCGCAAUCACCUAGACAAGGUUCAAGCUUUCAUCGGCUCGCAGCUUGCCCCUCAUCCGUCACGGUCGUUGCUCGUGACCUGCGAAUCCGGAAAGGACCUUUCGGCCGGGGUCUUACUCGCCAUCUUGUGCUCGUCCUACGAUGACAGCGGGGCCUUCUCAUCCUCCACUCCACGCGGGGUGAACAAGCAGUUCAUCCGACAGCGCCUGGCAUGGAUCGUAUCGUCAAAACACGACGUCAAUCCCUCGCGCACCACACUCCAGUCUAUCAACGCUUUCCUCAUGCAAUAACCAAAUUAUUAGACAAUUAUAUCGUUGCAUUAUAUAUACAGCUCUAGCUGUACUCUAUACAAGUCAUCACUCAUGUUGGAUAUUUACUCAUUGGCCACGGCCUCCACGAUAGCCCCCGCUCGUCCCUGAUCCAAGGCGUUCAACACCGCAAAGUCCUCCUCGCUGAUGUCAAAGUCAAAGACGUCGGCAUUGCUGACAAUUCGGUCGGGGUUGUCGGUCUUAGGAAGCGGGACCCAUCCCUUCUGCAAAGCGUAGCGUAUCAGGACCUGCUGAGUACUCUUUCCGUAUUUCUUCCCCAGCUCGACCAGCGUGGGAUCGCUAGCCUUAUAGUUGC